UAAGGAGUGGAAUAACCCGAGGAAAAAAGAGGAAGACCACACUGCUUUAGCCGUAUCACGCAGUGAACCCUCUACCUCGAAGCUCACGGCGUGAUAUGUACGUCAGAAACUCGGAUGCACGGUCUCGUGAAAGGUCCUGUAAGAGGAAUCCUCACGUGGACGCAGCUGGAGCAUGAAAACAUCUCAGGAUAGCUCCGCUCCUCUUUCUCCACCUCAUUGACAAUUUACAGUAGUGGUGUACCAACGCACACGCCGGUGUUUUCAGCAAUUGGACUGAAUAUGUACCAGGGACAUUCACAGGAGAAAGACUCUAGGGCGGUUGCUAUGGUGCUGAAGGAGCUACCAAGUAAGGCAUCCUCAGAUGGAAAACCCCUGCUCACCGUGACAACCAAGUUGUGUAGUGAGCAGCAAGAGAGCCGUCCGUUACUCAGCCCUUCUAUUGAUGACUUCCAGAGUGAGAGCAAGAGUGAUGGAGCCACACGGCCAGUCACCUCUAACACAGCAGUCUUGUCCACAGCACUAGACUUGGUGGACUUGCGUGAACCUUGUGAGAGAAGGUGGAGUUGGGACAGAUGGAGUCCCCAUGGGUCUCGUAAGAAUGGUUUCUCUAAGAGUAGCCUUCGCAAGAAGAAGACUGAAGAGACUGAACUAAUCCAGGUGGAGACAGAGCCAUCAUCUCCCAGCCGUUCUAACCCAGAAAGAGCCUCAUUAGAUUCAGUGAGCAGCUUUCCCUUGGAGAAAUGGGAGGAGGUGAGCCUUCACCCAGACAGUGCCUUGAAUGGAGGGCGGAAGUGGAGAUAUGAGAGGAAGAGGUGCACCUCCAACCAUUCAUCUAGUGAGCUUUUGUGGUCUGCAGACUUUAAAACAGAUUUCUCUAACAGGCAUAGUGCCCUGGAGCUCAGCAUUAGCACGGAGUCAGACCCUGGGCCGGCCCCUCAGCGGCAGAGGCCCCAGCUGGGUGGUACUUUACUGGGGAGACAACACUCAGAGGAGGAGUUUGUUCGAGCCAAGGCUGCUGUGGAGUCAGACACUGAGUUCUGGGAUAAAAUGCAGGCAGAGUGGGAGGAGCUGGCACGGAGGAACUGGUUGGAGGACGCUGACAGUGAAGGCCUGGUUCCACUCAACUUUUCACCCACUGAGAAGGGAUACUACUUCCAUACCAGUAACCCUUUCAAAGACUACACCAAUGCCUUUGAACAGGGGCUGCAGAAAUGCAGGGAUGGGGAUCUGAAUAGUGCUGUACUACUACUGGAGGUGGCCAUCUUACAAGACCCUCAAGACUCAGAGGCUUGGCAGGUUUUGGGUACCACACAAGCAGAGAAUGAGAAUGAGCAGGCAGCCAUUGUUUGUCUUCAGAGAUGUUUGGAACUGCACCCAAACAAUCUGAAGGCCCUGAUGGCCCUGGCAGUGAGCCUGACCAACACGGGACAGCAGCCGGAAGCCUGUGAGGCUCUCCACCGCUGGAUCAGAUACAACCCCAGAUACAGACAUCUACUCCAGGACCGCAGCCCUCUAGACGGUUCCCCAUUGCCUCGCCGCAGAGGGUCCUCCAUAUCCCCCAUCUCCACUCUCGGAUGCUCUCAGCUGGUGGAGGUGUUGGAGCUCUAUCAGGAAGCAGUGCAGCAGAACGCUGAAGGAGUGGACCCUGAUCUCCAGACAGGCCUUGGUGUGCUCUUCAACCUCAGCUCAGAGUUUGACAAAGCUGUCGAUGCCUUUAAUGCUGCACUUUCUGUCCGACCUGAGCCUCCCCCAUCCAGCCCCACCUUGUCACCAGCAGCUCUCAGUGUAGACGUGCUGGCUGUUAACUAA
Molecule: messenger RNA, 1809 nt
Organism: Sinocyclocheilus rhinocerous
Lineage: Eukaryota; Metazoa; Chordata; Actinopteri; Cypriniformes; Cyprinidae
Product: PEX5-related protein-like
Exons: 13
Coding region: 280-1809 (509 amino acids)
Biological process (GO): protein import into peroxisome matrix, docking
Cellular component (GO): peroxisomal membrane; cytosol
Molecular function (GO): protein binding
Source: RefSeq, a predicted model, not a curated record